GCACCCUGGGCACUCUGCCCGGCCGGCAGCGCCUCUCACUGCUCGCGGAACGUUCUGGAAGUUUGGGAAACCCUGAGCAGUCUCUGAGGACCCGGUGAGCAGGUGAGGAUGCAGCCCAACCAGAGGUGACGUGAUUUGCCCAAAGCCACACAGUCCCCGCUUGGCUGCUGGUCGAGGAGCUUUUCCCCAUAAAUGCUGAGAAGGCACUGCCCCAGCCCCAGGUUUCUGAUUCAUUCCUCACCUUUAACAGGGACUUGGGACACGACUGACCCCAACUCCUUUCUCACUUAUUGUGCAGAUUGUUGCACCAUUAGAAGCUAGGUUGAUCCACAGACAGACAGAUGGCUGAAAGUGGAAAAGAAAAAAUAAAAUGGACAACCACCAUUAUUAUUAGCUCAUCUCUUAAGAGUUAUGAAGUUGCAACUGCCCUAGAAAAUCGAAGCCACAAAGUUCGAUAUUCAGAUUCAGUGGAAAAUGGAUCAAUUAUAUUUUCUCUUUCUGGAGUUGCAUUUUUAUUAAUGGAUACUAAGGAAUGUCUUCUGUCAACUGAAGAAAUAUUUCUAGCCAAAAUUGAGAAGUUUAUUAACAUUCACCAAAAUAGUUUUUUGGUUUUGUCUGCUGCCCUCCAUGGGCCUGAAGAAUGGAAACUGAUGUUCAGGAUUCAGCAGAGAUUCCUGGGUUGUAACUUACGAAUACUUCCAGUACACAACACAGUAAAUGCUAUUAAUCUUAUGUGCACUAUAGCAAAGACUACCUCCAAACCAUACAUAGAUAGCAUUUGCUACAGAAUGAUAACAGCUAAAGCUUACAUCAUUGAGCAAAGUCCUGUUUGGAAAACACUUCAGAAGAUAAAACUGAAUAGUGAUUCAGUUAACCCAAGUUAGAGUACCAACUUAAUGUUCUUCUCGAAGAAUGUGAAAAUAAUUAGACCUGUUAAAUUAUAAUAUUCAAAUAUCUAUUUAAAGACAUGUAUAUUAAUUUGAAAUAAUAACAUGUAUACAAUUAAAAGUGAUUUUAUUUUA
Messenger RNA from Pongo pygmaeus (Bornean orangutan), 1022 nucleotides. It is a transcript of the gene C1H1orf146, whose product is annotated as chromosome 1 C1orf146 homolog. The coding region runs from base 342 to 884 and encodes 180 amino acids. The record is from RefSeq and is a predicted model, not a curated record. Gene Ontology annotation, biological process: synaptonemal complex assembly; reciprocal meiotic recombination. The transcript is spliced from 7 exons. Gene Ontology annotation, cellular component: chromosome. NCBI's taxonomy places the organism in Eukaryota, Metazoa, Chordata, Mammalia, Primates, Hominidae.